AUGCCUUCGCCAUCAGACUCCAGCAGCGUGGCCUCGGCCUCGGGGUCUCGAGGAUGGUCGGACAGCCGUAGAGGCAUGUCGGGUCGGGGGCCCGGUGGUGCACGGCUGCUCCUCUACCUGGGCCUGUGCCACCUGGGCCUAGGGGCCAUGGUCCUGGCCUUCUCCUUCACCAGCAUGGCCUUCACCUCCUCAGCCCGAGUGAGACAGUCCUGUCCAUUUUGGGCUGGUUUCUUUGUGGUGGCCUCAGGAAUAGUUGGAAUAAUCUCAUGGAGGAGACCGUUGACACUGGUGGUGUCACUGUUCAUGCUGCUGUCUGCAGUGUGUGUGAUCCUCAGCCUGGCCGGCUCCAUGCUCUCCUGUCAGAACGCACAGAUGGUCAAGUCGAUGCUCACCUGCCAGGUGGAGAAUGGUCUGUGUGUGUGUUGUGCGCCUACUCAGUCCUGCUCCAUCACAGAGGAGGAGACCCUGGUGCUGUACCUGAACGCUGACUGCCACUCGGUCCGGCAUCGCUUGAAGGACCUUUUGUUUAGUGCUUGCGGUCUCAGCAUUCUCUCCACCAUCAUCUGCACCUUGUCCACUGUGACCUGCAGUAUUCACAUAUUCUCCCUGGACCUCGUGCACCUGCUGGCUCCUCAUCGCUCUCGUUCAGUCAACCCAGAAUGCACCACUCCUCAGGACGCCUUCCUGACCAACAUCAUGGACUUUGAGGAGUUUGUCCCACCCAUCCCUCCGCCUCCCUACUAUCCUCCUGAGUACACCUGCAGCUCGGAGACAGACGCUCAGAGCAUCACCUAUAAUGGCUCCAUGGAGAGCCCUGUACCCCUGUACCCCACUGAUUGUCCCCCUCCAUAUGAAGCUGUGAUGGGACAGAGGGCCGCCAGCCAGGCAACAAUGUUCGACCCUCAGGGCACUGAGCUGUCUGGAGAGAGAGGAACUUCUACUGCCUUCAGUGGAGAAGUGUCCAUGGACAGUGGAUCUCUGCUGAUGUCGGAGAUUGUGGACAUCCCUGAUGAUUCGUCUCCAUCAGAGGACUCAUAUCUGAUGGAUGUUGGGCUAAGGCACCAGGGGGAGAGAGGAAACAGGUCCGCUGGUGGUGAGGUGGGAGACGGGGGAGACGCAGGGGAGUAUAUCAGCUUCCGUGGUCCUCCAUCUCAAACACCGGAGAGUCCUCUGGCAGGAGGACCGAGAGCGAGACGCUUCCUCCGAGGAGAGAGGUCCAACUCCUGCUCCUCUCCCAGCACAGCCUCCCCCACAUACAGGUCUCCAGUUCUGCGUCGCCAGGCCAUGCUAGCCAGCAGCUGUUCUCAACUGGAAGCAAUAGGUGGCUCUGCCUCUCAACAGCAAUCCUCCAUCCCAGAGAUUCGACUUCAGCUGCCACAGGGAGCUGCUGCCACCUCAUCUGGUCCCCUCACUUCAUCCUCCUCAGCCGCCAGCGAGCAGGGCGGAGGUCAGGGUCAGGGGCCGCUCCUCCCACGUCAACCGUUGUACCUUCGGCGAAGGGCGGGGAAGAGUGAGAAGGAUGGAGAGCGUGUGAGAGGGGAUAGUGAACGGCUGCCGCACCUGGUGAGGUCACACAGUGAGCCCGGGCUCGGCUCCUCCAGUGACACAGUUGACUUUGGCUCUGGAGGAAGCAAAGUCUCUAUCGAUACGGGUCCGUCCUCGGAGGCGUGUCUGCUGCCGCCCACUUCUUUUCCUCCUGCUGCAGCUUUGCCCAUGAAAAGCAGCGUAAAAUCUGCAACCACAGGGGUGCAGGUCCCCGCCAAACCUCCACCCACAUCCCCACUGCGUUUACCUAAAGACUGCCACCGUUCCCUCGGAGACCUUAAGGUGACACGAGUUCUAAUGGCUCGUUUCCUUCAACGCUCCAAACGCAACCUAGCUCCCUCCUCUGAGCAUGCUGGGAGCACAGGGCAGGGGCCCAAGAGGCGGGGGGGAGCCGAGGGAGUGGCCAACAACCAUCUAUCCCUAGAACAAAUGUUGCGGACCCCUUGGAGCACCAGCCGAGGACCACCCAACCAUCAGGCUCACCAUCCCCCUCAACACCGCGGACACCACCAUUCCCACAGUGACAGUCGACACAACCGGCACUACAGCGGCCGGGUUCCCGAGGGGAUCCAUCUGCGCAGCUGUGGAGAUUUGAGCUCCUCGUCCUCAGCAUCACUACAUCGAUUGCUGACGCCUUAUCCUCCGCAUGGGUCAUCGGGAGCUCUCUACUCUGAGUCUGCGCUGUGA
Molecule: messenger RNA, 2232 nt
Organism: Limanda limanda (common dab)
Lineage: Eukaryota; Metazoa; Chordata; Actinopteri; Pleuronectiformes; Pleuronectidae
Gene: entrep3
Product: family with sequence similarity 189 member B
Exons: 14
Coding region: 1-2232 (743 amino acids)
Cellular component (GO): membrane
Source: RefSeq, a predicted model, not a curated record